This is a messenger RNA of Fragaria vesca subsp. vesca, 3501 nucleotides long. RefSeq names its product nuclear export mediator factor Nemf-like. Gene Ontology annotation, biological process: ribosome-associated ubiquitin-dependent protein catabolic process; rescue of stalled cytosolic ribosome. The record is from RefSeq and is a predicted model, not a curated record. Gene Ontology annotation, cellular component: RQC complex. The transcript is spliced from 14 exons. NCBI's taxonomy places the organism in Eukaryota, Viridiplantae, Streptophyta, Magnoliopsida, Rosales, Rosaceae. Gene Ontology annotation, molecular function: zinc ion binding; ribosomal large subunit binding; tRNA binding. The coding region runs from base 46 to 3384 and encodes 1112 amino acids.
GCCGACGUGGCCGCCGAGGUCAAGUGCUUACGCCGCCUCAUCGGCAUGCGCUGCGCCAAUGUCUACGAUCUCUCUCCCAAGACCUACAUGCUGAAGCUCAUGAACAGCAGCGGCGUCACCGAGUCCGGCGAGAGCGAGAAGGUCUUCUUGCUCAUCGAAAGCGGCGUCAGAUUGCACACUACUGCCUAUGUUCGGGACAAGAGUAAUACUCCGUCUGGAUUUACGCUCAAAAUAAGGAAGCAUAUACGAACAAGAAGGCUGGAGGAUGUGAGGCAGCUCGGAUAUGAUCGGAUUAUAAUGUUUCAGUUUGGACUUGGUGCUAAUGCCUACUAUGUUAUACUGGAGCUGUAUGCGCAAGGAAAUAUUAUACUAGCGGAUUCGGAGUAUAUGGUCAUGACUCUUCUUCGCUCGCAUAGGGAUGAUGAUAAAGGGGUUGCAAUUAUGUCACGCCAUCGUUACCCAAUAGAGAUUUGUCGAACUUUUGAGCGAACAACUUCUGCAAAGUUGCAGGAAGCCCUUACAUAUUCCAAAGAACCAGAUAAAAGUGAACCUGUUAAAGAUUCUGAGGGUGGAAAUGAGGCAUCUGAUGUGGCGAAAGAAAAAAAGGGGGGCAAGAAAGGUGGGAAGCCUGUCGAGUCAAGUAAAAAGUCUGGUGAUGCUAAAGCCAAACAUGCCACUUUGAAGAAUGUUCUAGGGGACGGACUGGGUUAUGGGCCUGCUCUUUCUGAGCAUAUUAUUUUGGAUGCUGGUCUUGUUCCAAAUGCUAAAGUUGGUAAAGAUGAAAAGCUAGAUGACAAUACACUAAAGCUUUUGCUCGAAGCUGUUGCAAAAUUUGAGGACUGGCUGCAUGAUGUUAUAUCUGGCGAAAAAGUUCCUGAAGGGUACAUUUUGAUGCAGAACAAAAAUUCAGGGAAGAAUGGUUCCCCAUCUGAACCAGGAAGUUCUGUUCAGAUAUAUGAUGAAUUCUGCCCCUUACUAUUGAACCAAUUCAAGUUGAGGGAGUAUGUGCAGUUUGAAACAUUUGAUGCAUGUUUGGAUGAGUUCUAUAGCAAAAUCGAAAGUCAAAGGUCAGAGCAGCAGCAAAAGGCAAAAGAGAGCUCUGCCACCCAGAGGCUUAAUAAAAUCCGUGUGGAUCAGGAAAAUCGUGUGCAUAUGCUAAGGAAAGAGGUUGACCAAUGUGUUAAAAUGGCGGAAUUGAUAGAAUAUAAUUUAGAAGAUGUGGAUGCCGCUAUAUUAGCUGUUCGUGUAGCUCUUGCAAAGGGCAUGAGUUGGGAGGAUCUUGCUCGUAUGGUAAAGGAGGAGAAAAAAUCUGGAAAUCCUAUUGCCGGACUCAUUGACAAACUUUAUCUUGAAAGAAAUUGCAUGACUUUGCUUUUGAGCAACAAUCUUGAUGAAAUGGAUGAUGAUGAGAAGACUCUCCCUGCAGAUAAGGUUGAAGUUGAUAUAGCGCUUUCUGCUCAUGCCAAUGCUCGGCGGUGGUAUGAACUAAAGAAAAGCAAGGAGAGCAAACAGGAGAAGACUGUAACUGCACAUGAAAAAGCGUUUAAAGCUGCUGAAAGAAAGACUCGUCUGCAGCUGUCACAGGAAAAAGCUGUUGCUACCAUUUCACAUAUGCGCAAGGUUCACUGGUUUGAGAAAUUUAACUGGUUCAUCAGCAGUGAAAACUAUUUGGUUAUCAGUGGACGUGAUGCUCAACAAAAUGAGAUGAUAGUCAAGCGCUACAUGUCGAAAGGAGAUCUGUAUGUCCAUGCAGAUUUGCAUGGUGCUUCUAGUACUGUAAUAAAGAACCAUAGGCCUGAACAACCAGUGCCUCCACUUACUUUAAAUCAAGCUGGAUGCUACACAGUUUGCCAAAGUGCGGCGUGGGACUCAAAGAUGGUCACUAGUGCUUGGUGGGUUUAUCCUCACCAAGUCAGUAAAACUGCUCCUACAGGAGAGUAUCUUACAGUUGGAAGUUUCAUGAUUCGUGGGAAGAAAAACUUCCUUCCCCCACACCCCCUGAUUAUGGGCUUUGGGCUGUUGUUUCGGUUGGAUGAGAGCUCCUUGGGUUCACAUCUGAAUGAGAGGAGGGUAAGAGGUGAGGAGGAAGGGACAAAUGAUGCUGAUGAGAGUGGGCCUUUAAGUGAGGUUUCUGAUUCUGAGUCGGAGAAGGAUUUGAGAGAGGAAAAACUUCCAGGAGAAUUAGAAAGUGUACAAGAUUCAUCUAAACACGUACAUCAACCAGACCAUAUAUCCUCUCUGAAUAGCUUACCGACAACUGUUACUAAACCAGUGGACUCAAAUGAAAGUUCCUUGAAAAACAGGAACAUCUUGAAUGAUGUUGAUCAAGAGAACGUAGUUGAUGUUGCUAUGGAUGGUGUUCCAUCUGUCACUCCACAACUUGAGGACCUUAUUGAUAGAGCUCUUGGGCUUGGAUCUGCAUCUAUGUCUGGUAAUAAGUAUAAAUUUGAGACAUCUCCAGUUGAUUUGGUAGUAGAACAUAAUGUUGAAGAGAAUAAGGCUACAGAAAAAGAGAAAGCUUAUAUCUCGAAAGCUGAAAGAAGAAAGCUCAAGAAAGGCCAGAGCGUUCCUGAAGAUGUUAAGCCGAAAUUAGAAAAAGUGAAAGAGAAUGUUUCUGUCUGUCUGCCUGAAAAGGAAGUUAAUGAUAAGAAGCCAGGUGGUGGAAAAACCAGCCGUGGACAGAAGGGUAAACUCAAGAAGAUAAAAGAGAAAUAUGCCGAUCAGGAUGAGGAAGAAAGAAGGAUUCGUAUGGCUUUACUAGCUUCUGCUGGAAAUGUACAGAAGAAAGGAGAGGCACAAAACGGAGAGAUAGCUCCAGUGGUGGACAAGAAACCUGGUCCUGAAGAGGGUGCAAAAAUAUGUUAUAAAUGUAAGAAGGUAGGUCAUCUGUCUCGAGAUUGCCAAGAACAUCAAGUUGAUACAUCAGACAGACAUGCAAAUGGUGGAGUUGAUGAGGAAUCUAAUGCCUUGGAUAAAGCUACUUCUGAACUAGACAAGGUUACAAUCGAGGAGGAUGAUAUUCAUGAGAUAGGUGAAGAGGAGAAAGAAAAAUUGAAUGAUGUGGAUUACUUGACUGGCAAUCCACUGCCCAGUGAUAUUCUCUUGUAUGCGGUGCCUGUAUGUGGUCCUUACAACGCAGUCCAAUCUUACAAAUAUCGAGUGAAGAUAAUUCCAGGCUCUGUGAAGAGAGGAAAAGGUGCAAAAACUGCCAUGAACUUGUUUAGCCACAUGCCGGACGCAACUGCUAGAGAGAAAGAGUUGAUGAAAGCGUGUACUGAUCCUGAGCUGGUUGCUGCAAUUAUUGGAAAUGUGAAGAUUACAGCUGCAGGUCUCUCUCAAUUGAAGCAGAAGCAAAAGAAAGUCAAGAAGAAUACAGCAAAAUAGGUAGAAGCUAUGAUCAACUUAGUGCUGCAUCAAGUUUUGUAAAGACUAAAGACAAACCACAGUAGUUUUCAGCUACGGGUUGCGAUCCAAAAUGUUAUUCUACUAUACUCUACUGUC